GUGGCGUUGCCCCUGGAUACACGUGAGCAAAAGUUGUCACAAUGUCCCUAAUUUUAACCCUCGCCCUAUCUCCACAUGGGACAGGGCUGUAACCUUGGUAACCCCGCGAGGGGUGGGGGAGGAGCCUGGCUGACUCCGUGUGUGACACUGAGCGGGCACUGCACACACUGCGCGGAGUGUGACUGACAGAGGGAGUAGUGCAGGCAGUGACCGGGGUUUAGUCAUAGGUGGCAGGCUGAGGGGACAGGUCUUACCUAGCAGGACAUGCAGCAUUGGGACAGGCUGAGAUUAUAAUAAUCACCGGCUGGGGGCCAGGCUGAGGGAGUAGUGCAGGCAGGAGCUGGACUCCAGGGGGAGGUGACAGGCUGAGGGAGUAGUGCAGGCAGUAUCCAGACUCUGGGGGGAGGUGGCAGGCUGAGGUAGUAGUGCAGGCAGUAUCCAGAUUCUGGGGGCAGGUGACAGGCUGAGGUAGUAGUGCAGGCAGUAUCCAGUCUCUGGGGGGAGGUGACAGGCUGAGGUAGUAGUGCAGGCAGUAUCCAGACUCUGGGGGCAGGUGACAGGCUGAGGGAGUAGUGCAGGCAGUAUCCAGUCUCUGGGGGGAGGUGGCAGGCUGAGGUAGUAGUGCAGGCAGUAUCCAGACUCUGGGGGCAGGUGACAGGCUGAGGGAGUAGUGCAGGCAGUAUCCAGUCCCUGGGGGCAUGUGACAGGCUGAGGGAGUAGUGCAGGCAGUAUCAGUCUCUGGGGGGAGGUGGCAGGCUGGGGAGUAGUAGUGCAGGCAGUAUCCAGAUUCUGGGGGUAGGUGACAGGCUGAGGUAGUAGUGCAUGCAGUAUCCAGUCUCUGGGGAGGUGGCAUGCUGAGGUAGUAGUGCAGGCAGUAUCCAGUCUCUGGGGGAGGUGGCAUGCUGAGGAGUAGUGCAGGCAGUAUCCAGUCUCUUGGGGCAGGUGACAGGCUGAGGGAGUAGUGCAUGCAGUAUCCCAGUCUCUAGGGGAGGUGGCAGGCUGAGUAGUAGUGCAGGCAGUAUCCAGAUUCUGAGGGGCAGGUGACAGGCUGAGGUAGUAGUGCAGGCAGUAUCCAGAUCCUGGGGGGAGGUGACAGGCUGAGGUACUAGUGCAUGCAGUAUCCAGACUCUGGGGGCAGGUGACAGGCUGAAGUAGUAGUGCAUGCAGUAUCCAGUCUCUGGGGGCAGGUGACAGGCUGAGGUAGUAGUGCAGGCAGUAUCCAGGCACUGGGGGGAGGUGGCAGGCUGAGGUAGUAGUGCAGGCAGUAUCCAGAUUCUGGGGGCAGGUGACAGGCUGAGGUAGUAGUGCAGGCAGUAUCCAGACUCUGGGGGCAGGUGACAGGCUGAGGUAGUAGUGCAGGCAGUAUCCAGAUUCUGGGGGGAGGUGGCAGGCUGAGGUAGUAGUGCAUGCAGUAUCCAGACUCUGAGGGGCAGGUGACAGGCUGAGGUAGUAGUGCAGGCAGUAUCCAGAUUCUGGGGGGAGGUGACAGGCUGAGGUAGUAGUGCAGGCAGUAUCCAGACUCUGGGGGCAGGUGACAGGCUGAAGUAGUAGUGCAUGCAGUAUCCAGACUCUGGGGGCAGGUGACCGGCUGAGGUAGUAGUGCAGGCAAUAUCCAGAUACCGGGGCAGGUGACAGGCUAGGUGGAUAGAGAGUAAUUGCCUGGUGAAUGUGGUAGUAUGGAGGUGUUGUGGGGCUCUGCACUGCUGAUGGCUGUUAUAGUGCUCCUGUGUGAGGGGCUUCGCUCCCUGUUGCCCAGGAAGCUCCAUGGUCUACACCUAGAGUUGGCCUUUGAAGCGGUGUCAACCGUCCAGCUUUGCUGCUGUACCUGGGAGCUGGUCCUGCUGGGGGUCCGAGGCGGACUGGAUCCCCUGUUAAGUUUGGGCCUCACCUACCUGAUGACUGUGAUUCACUGCCUGAGUUUACGAGCUGCCUGUAACCCCUGUGGCAGCCUCCAGCUCUGGCUCCGCAAGGAGGCCUCGGGGGUGGACACCACACUGCGAUUGGUGGCUCAGUUCGCAGGGGCCGCGCUCUCCCGUCUGGUCAUGCCAUUCUUCUGGAAACUGAGGCUGUCCCAUCUGCAUGAGGACUGGAAGGCGGAGGACUUUAGGAGCCCACUGAGCAUAGGGCCCCUGUCUGGGGCAGGUGUGGAGAUGCUCUCUGCCCUGUGUCUGUUAAUCCUACUGAGGAACCUGGGCAAGGUGGAGGAGCAGUUCAGACCACAUGUGGUGGCAAUGCUCAUCACAGGGCUGGUGUAUGCAGGUAAGAGACCGUACACACAGGGUUAGGCGAAAAGUCGUGGGUUAUUAACUGAUGUGUGAAUUGUUAAGAAUUUGAAGUGAAUUUCAAACUUUAUGCCAAAAUCGACGAAUUGGUAAAAUUCUCCAAGUUGGCUAUAGUUGGAGCUCUGCUAUUUUGGUAUUACAUUUGAAAUUCACUCUGAAUUCCAGACUAAUCACUCUUCAGUAAAUAUCCUUGUUAAAAUUGGGAUGAUUAAGCAAUAUUUAAACUGUGUUCCAUGGGGGCAGCAGCAUGCUAAACUUACCCAUUGCAGUGAUUGGUGUACUUUAUUACUGUUUUCAUUCUGUUAAUACGGUAAUUACAAUAUUGUACCUUCUUCUAUUGUGAAUAGAAAACAGUGGCAUGCAUGUAAAGGAACUUGUAAUGCACCAUAACAACUUAAUCUGCUGCCUAGGAUUGCUUCUGAUGGGCGCCGUUGAUUGACUUAGAGCGGUUAACUGACACUUUCAGCCAAUCAGUGGCUCCCCAUUCAUAAAAAAUAAUUUUUAAGCUGUUUUGUGUAUGGGGAUCCACUUAUUUGCUGAGAACGUCUGCUAACUGUUCCAAGUCAAUCAGCGGCGCCCGUCAGCAGCACUUGUUGGAGGGCUAGAGUGAUCCCGCACUGGAUAGAAGACUUUGAGGUUAAACCCCUAAAGUUAAGCUAGUGCCAGGGACCUCCUGGCACCAUAACCACUUAAUUUAGAAGACGUUCUGAUGCCCACAAUGUUGCUUUUAGUACACGGUUAGAAUCCUAGGUUAUUCUAUGGAGUUUCAGUUCCUUAACACUAGAGGUCUGGGUGUGGUGUAAUGGCACUAUGCUUCCUUGCCCCAGGGGUCUAAAAGGUCUUCUUUUCCUUGUUGGUAUCUUUACCUGGCAAUCUAGCAGCUGAAGCUCUGUGUCCCCGACUGCAUUCGUAUCCUUAAUGCUUUAUUUUCUGGCACCUUUUUCGUAUAGAUUGGGGGAGUAGAGAUGUAAUGUUAUUGAGAGGGAGCAGUUAAAAAUAAAUACAUUUAAAAAUCAUUGUUUCUGUGGCCUCCAGAGGUAGUCAUCCUUCAGCACUCCAGAUGAUGUGGAUCGCAUUUCUCCUGAUGCUUUGCCAGCAUAAUGGCUGUAAGAGCAUUAAGGAAAUGUAAUCCACAACAUCUGCAGUUCUGAAGGUUGUCUACCCAUGGACUACUUCAUCAGAUGAAUUACAGGGAAUUCCUGGCAUAUUGCAGCUGCACUGUCACCGUCUGGGGACUUGGCAUAAUUUGCAAAGACACCUGACAGUGAAAUCGGAGGGAGGGGCAGGCAAAGGUGAGUUUAAAUUACCUGAACCUGUCCUUGCAAGCGCCACUAUCUUCUUCCGGUUGGUCCUGGUGCUUCAGCAUGCGCGAGAGUACUGUAUUGAUUGAGAUCUAUCUGACCAUAGACAGUGCCAAUUCCCUGCAGCCGUCACUGCUGAUAGCUGUGGCAUUGACACUUGUAUGUGGCAGUAGCUCUGACCCGUGUCUUGAAGCAUCAGGCGUAAGAAAAAUACAGAGAUAAUGGAGUUCAUACUUUCUCAGUAUGUCUUUUAAUUGGUUGACAUUUUAGGGAAAUUCCAACACCGUAAAUGAGUAUUUCAUAAAGAUUAUAAUACAUAAAUACACAUGGUGCUGAAAAUGUGACCGUGUUUAUAAAGUAAAUAUUUAUCUGUUGUCUAAAUUAGUUUAUACAUUUUUGGUUAUAUAAAAAAUAAAGUAAAGUGGAAAAUGCAUCCAUAUUUUCUUUUUCCCCCUUGCAGGAGGACAUCUCACAGGAGCUGUGUUCAAUCCAGCUCUUGCCUUCUCAGUUCUACUCAGCUGUGAAGGAAACACGUUUCUAGAGUAUGCUUUUGUUUACUGGCUGGGGCCCGUUAUUGGUAGGUGGAUUUUUAUAUGCUAAAUGUGUUGACAAAAGACCCCACAUAUAAGAAUCAUUCCAUUAAACGAUCCCCUGUGCUGCUAUGAGAAUGGAUAUUGCCAAAGAGUAUCCUUAAAUCAUUAAAGUCCAGCUCACUUUCACUUCGGAACAGCUCUCUGACCCUUUAUAAGUUUUCCCCUCUCUUUCAUAAAAAAUAACUUUGCAUCCAAUAUCUGUCUACAUUCAUGUUAAUACCUGGAUGUUCAGCUUCUAACGCAGGGGUGGUCAAAAGGUAUACCUGCGUUUAUGGAACUGCAGCUACCAUGAUGCUCUCUUGGCCUUCUUAAAGCGACACUAUAGUCACCAAAACAACUGCAGUUUAAUGCAGUGGUUCUGGGGUCUGUAGCCUGUCCCUGCAGGCUUUUUAAUGUAAAUACUGCCUUUUCAGAAUACGUGCAAUGUUUACAUUACAGCCUAGGGACACCUCCAUUGGCCACUUCUCAGACAGCCACUAGAGUUACUGUCUGUAUGCUCUGCAUGGAGACGCUGAACUUUCCACAUAGAGCUACAUUGAUUCAGGGGCUGAGCCAGAGCUGGCGGAUGUGCGAGGCACUGGAAAUAAGGUGAGUUUUACCAGAUUUAAGGGGGGAUAAAUAGUUAGUUUAACACUAUAGGGUCAGGAAUACAAGUUUGUGUUCCUGUAAGGCUGGCACAGUUUUAUAUGGAGGAUAGUUCCACAAUUCUUAAUGCACCUUUUAAAGCACUGCUUCUUUGACUCUUCUUAAUAAUUAUGGCUAAAGGGUUACGUGCUACUUCAAUACUUAACUGGGAUUUGUUGACUUUUUUUUGUUGUUCAUUAUUCUUGAGCCUAAUAAGAUUUUUUUUGUUUGUUUGUUUAUUAUAAUAUUUAUAUUUCUAUUGUUUUAUAUCUGUGUUGAGAUUUUCCAUCUUGUGAUUUUUCACUCUUUAAAGCGCACAAUACUAUUUGUAACUGUAUUACACUAUGUUGUGUUUCAUUCUGAUAUAGGUAUAGCCGGUUCCCCAUUUUUUUAGGUGAUAUACAUUCAUUGCCUUAGAACACCAGUUAAAUAUUUCUUGGUGGAGAAAUUAAUUUGUACAGAUCUACUAAAUUAAUGGGAUCUUAUAGUACCAGGAAUGCAAAGCUGGCAUUAACAUUGCAGCAAUAAGGGCAAUUGGGACACUGUACCUCGACCACUUGAAUAAGCUGAAGUGGUCUGGGUGCCUACAGUGUCCCUUUUAAAGUACCUUUUGUAUUUUUUAUUUUUUAUUUUUUUUUUUAUCAUUGCUCAUCAUUACUCAUCUUUUUGUUAAUUACUGCAGUAAUCCACGUGUUUUGCGUUUGGAUUUUUUUAUCAGUCAUAAUUUAAUUACUUGAUUUGUAUUGAUUAUUACAUUCUUCCACACAUGCAGGUCUCUGAUGUCCUUGAAAGUUUUGUUCAAACACAUGUCUGUUUCUUCUAGGUUUAAUACUCUCAAUUCUACUCCUUGAUGGAUGUAUUCCGAAACUCAGCUCGGACGAGAAGAUUGCAAGCCAAAAAAAAUUAACAUGAAAUACAACGGAAUCUGAAUCCAGUACGAAGCAAAUAAAACACUGCUUCUUUACUAUACAACAUGUUGCUGUGAUACAUGGCUUCUCCAACAUGGUUUGAAAUCUUCAGAAUUCCAUCACUGUUUUCCUGACACAAUUGGAUCCUUUUAAGAAACAAAGUUUUCCUGGCACUAUAGGUCCCUACAGUGCCCCCCUACCUCGCGCCCCCUCUCCCGCAAGGCUGAAGAGGUUAAAACCUACAGGGCAGACUUAGAGCUGUAUUGUAAACAUUUCAGUUCUCUGGAACUGCAAUGUUUUACAUUGCAGCACUAUGUGCCAAAGGGACACAGCACCCAGACUACUUCAAUGAGCUGAAGUGGUCUGGGUGCCUACAGUGUCCCUUUAAUUCAUUCAUUGAUUUACCAUUUAUUGCCUACAAUUAUUUUUACUAUGGUAGUUUGUUGUUAAAACCCCCCCCAAAACUUUCAAGACAUCGGUGUGUACAUAUAACAACUGGAAUGCUAUGGAAACUAAAUCUGCCGACCAAUGCAUAUAGAGAGAGAGGUGUGUGUCUGCUAACUUUUUCAGGGAUUUGAUUUGGCACCCACAGAAUGUGGGAUGUGUGAAUGCAUCUCACCAACAGAUCUUAAGGGUAAAACAGAAUAUCUAGAUAUCGCAUGAGAAGAAUGUGUAGAUGACCAUAUUCCACAUGUCUGCACUUUUGCACUUUACCAUAGAACACGCACUGUGGGAUGUAUUUUACCGAAGGGAGUGACUUUAGACACUGGUUUACUGAACAGUCAUUGUUCUAGAUCAGGGGUCCUCAAACUCCGGCCCCGCCAGAUGUUGCUGAACUACAACUCUCAUGAUUCUUUGAAUUACAUAGAUAGCCAGAGAAUCAUGGGAGUUGUAGUUCAGCAACAUCUGGGGGGGCCAGAGUUUGAGGACCCAUGUUCUAUAUAACUGGACAGUAGAUGAAGCUCUUUUAAUAAUUCUAACCACAUGUAUGUUUUGUUUUAACAAACUUAAGUAUAUGCAGAACCUACCAAAUAAGAGCGUGAACAAAAUGUAGGUUGUACGUUUUACUUUUAGUAUUGUUUUCAAUAUAUAUUUUAAUUCAUGACACAUUAGUAUGUUAAGAUUUUUAUGUUAAGAGUAGAGAUUACGAUUUGACAUUGACACCUAAGAUUAAUAGACAAGCUAAUCUUACAAACUGUGAAACCUAAAACUAUGUUUCAUACAAUUGUGAAACAGUUUGAUAUUCUAUAGAAUCCUGCAUUGAAUAAAAUGUUGGCAUAAUGCUUGUACAUGUGUAUUAGUGGAUUAUGCAUAGGACCGAAUAUUUAAAACACACUGAAAUUGGGACAGAUUGUUCUGAUGUAAUGUGUGUGUGUGUGAUAUUAGGUGCAGGUUUUAUUUGUUUAUCUGCCAGAGAAGCUCUUAAUGUCAUUGGUUUUAUUAUACUGAUCUACAUGUAGCUCGUAGCAAUAAUUUCUUUCGCACCAAAUAAGAAAAUAUUUGCUUUGCAUUUCACAUUCCCAUAAACCACACUACCUCAUAUCAGGAUUGUACUGCAAAAAAAAAACUGGUGCAACUGGUUUCAUUGUCUUAAUUAUGCAAAAACAUCUGAAGUUUAAUCUUAGUAUUUUUUUGCUUUUGGCAUUUUACUCUAAUUAAACAUUUUAUAAUCAUGUGUAGUGAGAUUUUGUGCAUCACAUGUAUAUUUCAGCCACAUGGCUAUUUUUAGCAGCUAUCUUUAAUUUCUGAUUGCCAACAGGUAUAACUGAGCAAGCGUAAAAAAAGAGUGUUUGGAGCACACUUGGUAUUAGAGUUGUUGGUUUUCCAAAAUUUUUGUUUAACCCACUAAGGACCACUGGGAUGUCAUGUCAUCAGCCUGGUGCCUGAGGACCCUGUUCCAGUAUAGAAUGGUCAUAUUAUCACCAUUAACUGCAUGAGGGUGGUUUGAGGGUGCUGUUAGUG
Messenger RNA from Pelobates cultripes (western spadefoot toad), 7670 nucleotides. Lineage: Eukaryota; Metazoa; Chordata; Amphibia; Anura; Pelobatidae. The record is from the annotation of a GenBank genome assembly.